AUGGGCGUGCGUGGGGACAUGGAGCUACCCAAGCGCGCUCGGCAACGCAGCAACCGGAUGCAAAUCGCGCUCGGCGCUAUCGUCGUGAGCAGUCUAUGCGCCUGCGCCGUCGUCUGCUUCCUCUUAUCCUCGAGUGCCCAAGCCCUGGACCGAACCGGUGCCAGCGACCUCUUUGAGCAAGGUGCGAUCGCGUCGCGCAUGUGCCCGCGUGAGACAGUCGUCUUCGUCUUCUCCAGCGGCUGCCUCUACGCCGUAUGGGCCAUUGUCGUUCUUUUGGCGCAGAUAACGCGGCGCGGCUUGCCACUUCUUGUCGUUGUCGCGCUGCUUAGUGUCGGCUGCGUCGUCUGGGGCGUCCUUGGCGCCAUCUGGACCUCGCGCAAGGGAUGCCCCGAGACCGAGCCGCUGCUGUUUACCAUGGCCUUGGCGACGUCCGCCUUCUUUAUCUUCAUCGGGCUGCCCGUCAGCGGGCUCCUCGUGUCGUACUCGCUACGCACACUGGUGCCCUCCCACCACCGCGAGCAAUGGCUACUGAGCUGCCUUCGCUGCUCGUGCAUCUCGUCCUUUGUCAAGCGCGGCUGCGUCGUCCUCCCCUUUGUCGCGCUCACCGCCACCAGCGUCGCGCUCCUCGUCGCGUACGGCGACGCGCCGUGCUCCAAGCCAUUUGCGCUCUACGUCGGCGUUUCGUGUGCGCUCUUUGGGACGCUGACGCUGCUUCUCUGCUCGUGCUACUUUGUCUCGCGCAAACAGCACGCAUCGUCGUCGCAGCGCGUCGUGGUUUGCUGCCUCCUCCUCUUGUCCACUGCGGCGCUAGGCUGGGCCAUCUUUGGCUCGACGCUCGUGUCGCACCCCGUCCUUGGGUGCUCGGCCGACCUCUUCCACGCCGUGCAGCUGCUGCGUAUCUUUCUCUUCGUCGUGAGCAUCACGCUUGGCGCGCUCACGCUGUGCUGCCAAGUGGAGCGCUUUUGCCAGUCGUCCGAACCCGUUGCGGACGAACCCGCCUUGGCAAUAGCACAGACGACGCACGUUAUUCGCGGUCUGCGCGGCGUCGCACCGCCGGUCGUGAAGCGCGGUGCGAAUCUCACAGGCGGCAACGUCCCCGCCUCGCUCAAGCAGGCGCAGGCGGCCAUCUACGACGGCGACUGGCAAAAGGACUUGAGUGAGUGCCCAAAGGACUCGCCGUAUUUCAAGGACAUAGUCCGCCCUAGUGACUUCCAUGCGCGCGACAACUACUUCCUUCCCGGCGGCGUCUUCCUCGUCAACCCAGGCCACGAGAAGGACAACGGCCUCCUCAUCGUGCUCGGUGAUUCGCACUCGGACAUGACCAAGCCGCGCCUCGCCCAGCUCUACGAAGACGCCAAGGCUGCUGGGACCGAGUCGACGUUUCCCACGAUCGCGAUCAACAGCUGGUCUGGGCGUCCGCUCAUGCCGUGCCGCGCCGAGUACUACGCCAACUUGGCCAUGAUCAAGUCGGUCAAGCCCCAAGCGAUCCUCCUCGUCCAGCACUACUACUAUUACGUGCAUCCGACCGGUCCAGACUCGCUCCCGUACGAGGCGCCGCCCCGGUGCUGCUACGACGAGAAACGUCAGUGCCCUGAGCAGUCGGUCCACGACACCAACGCCAUGUGGUCGAUCAUGGAGAAGGACCUCAAGGAGCUCACCGACAUGGGCAUCAAGGUGUUUGUCGUCGACCAGAGUCCCGAGUACGAAGCCAUGAACCCGUCGUCGUGGAUCUCGGGCGACACGGUGACGAUGCCCAAGCCCAUGUACAAGUCCGAGUUCAACCGCGAGUAUAAGUGGCUCCUCGACCCGCUGCAUGCGAUGGUCAAGAACGCCGGCGCGACGCUCAUCGACUACGCCGACAACUACUCGCUCGGCGACGAAAUCAUGAUUACCGACGCCCAAGGGUACCCGGUCAUGUGCUACGGUAUGCACCUCAACACGCACUUUGCCCGCAGCUACCUCACGGUGAUCGACCAAGUCGUCGACGCCGCGCGCCUCCAAAAGUAAUCCGAGCUUGCGCUUGAAUCGCGACCAAUUUAGAACCAUGUAUGUGUACCUUCCUC
This is a messenger RNA of Saprolegnia diclina VS20, 2063 nucleotides long. RefSeq lists its product as hypothetical. Lineage: Eukaryota; Oomycota; Saprolegniomycetes; Saprolegniales; Saprolegniaceae. Bases 1 to 2007 code for a protein of 668 amino acids. The record is from RefSeq and is a predicted model, not a curated record. The transcript has 3 exons.